Aspergillus uvarum CBS 121591 is the source of this 781-nucleotide messenger RNA. RefSeq lists its product as uncharacterized. NCBI's taxonomy places the organism in Eukaryota, Fungi, Ascomycota, Eurotiomycetes, Eurotiales, Aspergillaceae. The record is from RefSeq and is a predicted model, not a curated record. The transcript is spliced from 3 exons. Gene Ontology annotation, molecular function: 4 iron, 4 sulfur cluster binding. Bases 113 to 781 code for a protein of 222 amino acids.
CUCCCAACCCUUCAAAGCCCUCAAAAUGCCCGGUAUCCGUAAACUACCAUUUUACCCGACGGUGCAAUAAGGCCUGCGGCUUCUGUUUCCACACCGCGUCUUCCUCGCAAACAUGAAGCGGGCCCUCACCCUCCUCAAAGACGCAGGCAUGCGGAAGAUCAACUUCGCUGGCGGCGAGCCCUUCCUCUACCCGGCUAAACUGGGCCAGAUGGUCGACUACUGCAAGGAGACCCUCCGCCUGGAAUCCGUCCCCAUCGUCACCAACGGGAGCCAAAGUGACGGAGCGUCGGUCAACAUCGCCAUCGGUCGUGGCUCCGGCACCCAGGUCACCAAGCUCUACGAGAUCCGGGACCUCUGCCGGGCGUAUGGAAUCAAGUUCAAGCUCAACACCGUCGUCUGCCAUCUCAACUUCAAUGAGGAUAUGAAUCGUUUCAUCGAGAAGCUGCAGCCGUUCCGCUGGAAGUGCUUCCAGGUUCUGGUAGUCCCGGGGGAGAAUGACUCGGAACGGCGGCUUCGCGAUGCCCACAGGUUUCUGAUCCGGGACAAGGAGUUUUCUCAUUUCUGUGAUGUCCAUCGCGGACAGAGAGCAUUUGUACCCGAGUCGAAUGCGCUCGUGCGAAACGGUCGCGAGCCGUCGCCUUCGAUACUGGAAGUCGGGGUGCAAAGGGCACUUGAGAGUGUCUAUUGGGACGAGAAGAGCUUCAUCUCGAGGAGUGGGAUGUACGAUUGGUCGAGAGAUCAAAAGUCCUGUUCGGAUACCCAUAGGGAUUUAGAUUGGUAG